AUGGCAAAGAUGACAUCAACAAGAAUUUUUCCAAUUGCUUUACGAAGAAAAAAUAAAAAUAAUAAUAAUAAUAAUAAUAAUAAUAAUAAUAAUAAUAAUAAUAAUAAUAAUAAUAAUAAUAAUAAUAAUAAUAAUAAUAAUAAUAAUAAUAAUAAUAAUAAUAAUAAUUCAUACUUGAGCUAA
Messenger RNA from Dictyostelium discoideum AX4, 183 nucleotides. RefSeq lists its product as hypothetical. Bases 1 to 183 code for a protein of 60 amino acids. The record is from RefSeq and is a predicted model, not a curated record. Lineage: Eukaryota; Evosea; Eumycetozoa; Dictyosteliales; Dictyosteliaceae. The transcript has 2 exons.